AUGGAGAAGCUCGGCGCGAACCCGGCCAACUCCUGCCCGCUCACGCCGCUGGGCAUCCUGGCGCGGGCGGCCGUCGUGUUCGCCGACUGCCCCUCCGUCGUCUACCGCGCCACCGUCUUCACCUGGUCCCAGACCUACCGCCGCUGCCUCUGCCUCGCCUCCGCGCUCUCCGCCCUCGGCGUCUCCCGCCGCGACGUCGUGUCCGUGCUGCUGCCGAACGUGCCGGCCAUGUACGAGGCGCACUUCGGCGUGCCCAUGAGCGGCGCCGUGCUCAACACCAUCAACACGCGCCUCGACGCGCGCACGGUCGCCGUCCUGCUCCGCCACUCCGGCUCCCGGCUCGUCUUCGUCGACCCGGCGCUGCUCCCGCUCCUCGACGACGCGCUUCUGCUCCUCCCGUCGGAGCACUCGGCCCCGCGCGUCGUGCUCGUCGAGGAUCCCCACGAGAAGGAUCAGUUCCCUCCGGCCCCGGCCACGGAUCUGACGUACGAGAGGCUCCUCGAGAUGGGUGACCCGGAGUUCAAGUGGGUUCGUCCGGCCAGCGAGUGGGAUCCGAUGGUGCUCAACUACCCCUCCGGCACCACGGCUGCGCCCAAGGGGGUCGUGCACUGCCACCGCGGGAUCUUCUUGGUGACCAUGGUGUCGCUCGUGGACUGGGCUGUGCCGCCGCGGCCGACGUUCCUGUGGACGCUGCCCAUGUUCCACGCCAACGGGUGGAGCUUCCCCUGGGGAAUGGCCGUCGUCGGCGCCACCAACGUCUGCCUCCGCCGCGUCGAUCCCAAGGAUGUGUACGCCGCCAUCACGGAUCACGGGGUCACGCACCUCUGUGGCGCGCCCGUCGUUCUCAGCAUGCUGGCCAACGCGCCGGAGGGUGUGCGCAAGCCUCUGCAUAGGAAGGUACGGAUCAUGACCGCUGGCUCGCCGCCGCCCGCUGCGGUGCUGCACCGUGCGGAGGCAUUGGGCUUUGAGGUCAGCCAUGGAUACGGACUGACGAAGACUGGGGGUCACGUCGUGUCGUGCGCGUGGAAGGGCGAGUGGAACAAGCUGCCGGCGUCGGAGCGUGCGCGGCUCAAGGCAAGGCAAGGCGUGCCCACCCCCGGCAUGGCCGAGGUGGACAUCCUGGACGGCGAGACCAGCCGCAGCGUGCCCUGGGACGGCGCAACCAUGGGCGAGAUCGUGCUCCGCGGCGGGUGCGUCAUGCUGGGCUACCUCAACGACAGCGAGGCGACAAAGGCAGCGAUCCGGGACGACGGGUGGUUCUACACGGGGGACGUGGGCGUGAUGCACCCGGACGGUUACCUUGAGAUCCGGGACCGGUCCAAGGACGUGCUCAUCAGCGGCGGCGAGAACAUCAGCAGCGUGGAGGUGGAAUCCAUGCUCUACGGCCACCCAGCGGUGAGCGAGGCGUCGGUGGUGGCACGGCCCGACGAGUUCUGCGGGGAGACGCCGUGCGCGUUCAUGAGCCUCAAGGAAGACGCGGCAGGCACGGUGACUGAGGAAGUCCAGGAUAAGGGGGUAUCCGGACAGCCGGACUAUAUACUUUGGCCGGACUAUUGGACUAUGAAGAUACAAAUUGAAGGAUACGGCACAAUGGAGACAAAGGCGCACACGUGCAGCAGGGCCUCGUUCAAAGGUUUCUUUUUAGAUUAA
Messenger RNA from Aegilops tauschii subsp. strangulata, 1650 nucleotides. Its product is annotated as 2-methylpropanoate--CoA ligase CCL4-like. NCBI's taxonomy places the organism in Eukaryota, Viridiplantae, Streptophyta, Magnoliopsida, Poales, Poaceae. The record is from RefSeq and is a predicted model, not a curated record.